Helianthus annuus (common sunflower) is the source of this 1188-nucleotide messenger RNA. RefSeq lists its product as uncharacterized. Gene Ontology annotation, molecular function: nucleic acid binding. Bases 1 to 1188 code for a protein of 395 amino acids. NCBI's taxonomy places the organism in Eukaryota, Viridiplantae, Streptophyta, Magnoliopsida, Asterales, Asteraceae. The transcript is spliced from 2 exons. The record is from RefSeq and is a predicted model, not a curated record.
AUGGAAAACUCAGUAAACUCACGUAAGAAAACAAACUUGACCAAUGAGCAAAGACAAUCCAUUUACCAAAUGUUAUUGCAACAAAGUGUCGAUGGAGGAUUGAAAAGUGAAACUACAAGGGAUGCAGCGACACUCUUCUCCGUAUCUACCCGUACUAUAAGUCGCAUUUGGCAUGACGUGAAACUUCAACUUCAACAUGGAACGGUUGUUGAUGUAUCUUCAAAGAGAGCUAACGUGAUCAGACGAAAAAGGGUACAAAUCGAUUUUGCUGGUAUCUCACAAAUCCCAUUACGUCGACGAACAACUAUUCGAUCUCUAGCAAAAGCAAUAAACGUUUCGAAAACGACAAUGCAUAGAAGAAUUAAAGAAGGAGCUUUAAAAGCACAUACAAAUGCAAUCAAGCCGGAUUUAACCGAUGAGAAUAAGAAAACAAGGUUAGUGUUUUGUUUGUCAUCGGUUACUAGAUCUUUGUCAAAUGGUAGUCCUGUAUUUCAUGAUAUGUUUAAUGUGAUUCACAUAGAUGAAAAAUGGUUUUAUUUGUCAAAACCAUCUAAAGGUUACUACCUUGUCCCCGAUGAGGAUGAGCCGUAUAGGACAUGUAAAUCGAAAAAAUUUAUCACCAAAGUAAUGUUCCUAGCCGCAGUUGCACGACCAAGAUAUGAUUCAUCAGGUAAUGAAGUCUUUUCAGGAAAGAUCGGUAUAUUCCCGUUCACAACUUUGGAACCCGCAAAAAGGUCGAGAAAUCAUACGGGUCCAAUUUACAUUCAACAAGACAAUGCCAAGCCCCAUAUAGAGGUCAAUGAUGCGGAGUUCAAGCUCGAGGCGUCUAAAGAUGGGUUUGAUAUCCGACUAUGUUUUCAGCCUCCAAACAGUCCCGAUUUAAAUGUAUUAAACCUUGGCUUUUUUCGGGCGAUUCAAUCUCUUCAAGAACAAGAAGUUUUAGGUUCAAUUGAUGAGUUGGUUAGUGCUGUUAAAUCAUCUUUCGAAAGAAUGCCAUCACAUGAGCUUAACAAAGUGUUCUUAACUUUACAAACAUGCAUGAAAGAGAUCAUGAAAGUUCAAGGUGGGAAUAAUUAUAAGAUACCGCAUAUCGGCAAAGGUAAGUUAGAACGACAAGGGAAUUUACCUUUACAAAUCGAGUGUGACGAGAACUUGAUAUAUGAAGCCCUUUCGUAUUUGUCUCAGUAA